Messenger RNA from Ochlerotatus camptorhynchus, 1048 nucleotides. Its product is annotated as protein FAM193B-like. Gene Ontology annotation, cellular component: nucleus. Gene Ontology annotation, molecular function: RNA polymerase II cis-regulatory region sequence-specific DNA binding; DNA-binding transcription factor activity, RNA polymerase II-specific. The annotation marks the transcript as partial. The transcript has a single exon. Gene Ontology annotation, biological process: regulation of transcription by RNA polymerase II; cell fate specification; positive regulation of DNA-templated transcription. NCBI's taxonomy places the organism in Eukaryota, Metazoa, Arthropoda, Insecta, Diptera, Culicidae. The record is from RefSeq and is a predicted model, not a curated record.
AGAACCGAUCUUAUCACCCGUUUUCCAUGUCAUCUUCUCCCAUCCCUUCUUUCUCUCACUCUUGUCUUUGCAGAACGAUCGAAUAACCAAACUGAAGAUCGAUAACAACCCGUUCGCCAAAGGGUUCCGCGAGACGGGCCAGUCCCGCUGCAAGAGGAAGCUGGGCAGCAGUAGUGGCAGCAGCAAUACAUCAACGUCAUCUUCCUCGUCGUCGUUGUCGUCCUCGGGAACAUGUGGCCAAAUGACAGAUGACGAGGAUCGCAACGAUCUGCAACAGCUCCACGAGGCAAAGCGGGCCAGAUCAAACGAGUUGUCCGAUCCGAUGGACCCCGGGCGGCUGCUGAUGGGAGGAGGAGGAGGAGGGUUGGACGAUGGCAUGGGGUCCGACGUGCUGCGGUUGCACAUGCAACGAAGGUUCCCACCCGGGUCCUCAGCGGCAGCUGCCGCCGCCAACGAACUACUGAUGCGUCAGUACAAUCAAAUGUUUAAUCCCAGCUGGAUGGAUCUGAUGAUACCGUACUUCGCUCGAAAUCCUUACCAUCAACCGAUGGGACCGCAACAUGCUCCUCCUUCGCAAAUGGGACAUCCCUUCCUACCGAUGGUGAAUCAUCAUCCGCAAGCGACGCUACUUCCUGCCCCGGUGGCGCCGCAAAUAUCACCCACGGAGUCCAUUCCCGAGUCAGACCGAUCAUCGGCCUUCAGCGUGACGCAACCGUUGAGUUCGGAAGAUCUGCCGCCAGUUCGAUCAUCACCUGCCCCUCGGUUGGCAUCACCGGUGGAGUUGCAUUCUGCCAGCAACGGUGGCAAUGCUCCUCCCAGCGAUCAACGGGAUGGCAAUAACGAUGAUAGUAAGAAGGUGAACUUCAGUAUUGCUUCCAUUUUGCUCUUAUAGGACUGCUAGUGUGAGUGUUUGUGAUUUAGAUUUUGCGGUUUCUGUAUAAUACUCCUGUGUGUUUAUAUUUAUAACUCCUUCGGACACCUCAUUGUCAAGUGCCUUUGCAUUUUUACGAGAAAGUAUUGAGAUUGUGAAUAGAAUCUAUUGCUUUGA